AUGAGAAGGGAGCGAGCAGCUUCUCGCCGUCUCCUGCAGGGGGAGCCCGGGCACACUGAGCGCAUGUCAGCCGGGGGAGCGACGAGCAGCUCUCAGCUGAAGGAAAACUACAACUCCCGAAAGGCAUCGCGGCCGGAGGCAGUCCGCUUUCUGACAGGCCCUCAAGCYCCUCACGGAGCCUCCGCCUUUCUGGCCGUCUCUGGAGGUCGGCCGCCCUUCCGCCUUGAAAUUCCGCAUUCGCCAACAGCGGACGGUCGGGAGCUCCGUGGGGAGCACGAGAGCCCCGCGCCGCUCGUCUACACUCAGAGCGUCACCACGGCAACGGGAAACAGCGGUUCGGACGGACAGCGGGAGGGGCCAAAUUUCCUCACGAAGGACGGUUUCACGUUCCUGGGACGCUGGGCGGUGCCCUCGGCGUGGGACAGAGCACUUUGCAGCACCUUUGUUCGUGGUUUUGGUGUCUGGGGGUAUCUUUCUUGUAUACUUGGCAUUGGAUCUGUUAUUACUUUUACAUCAGCCAUGGGUUUCCUUGGAAUUGUUGUGGAAAUCAAAUGUCUACUAGUCCACAAUCAAUGGAACAGCAGAAUUGAUGAUUUUGUUUCUGAAUAUGGGAAUGAGAGUGUGGCUGAGCAGGAACCUGUGUAGAACAUUGUGAAUGCUAUGCAGCACAAGAUGGAAUGCUGUGGAAGACACAAUGGCACAUAGUGGGAAAGGAACAAAUCCAAGAAUAAUAGCACUCAUUUCUCAUGUUCAUGAACAAAAUGCAAUCUGAAGAAAUGGUUUUGUGAUGUCCCAAGGGAUUUAACAUAUAGUAUGGGAUGUGAAGAAAAUUUAAAUACAUGGUUUGAAAACAAUGCUUUAACUGUAAUUACUAUCAGCCUACUAACAACACAGAUUUUUUUGAUUACACUUACUCAUCAGCUAUUUCCAAAAGUCAGGAAGAAUAAUAUUUGGUCAAAUGAGUCAUGA
This is a messenger RNA of Malurus melanocephalus (red-backed fairy wren), 969 nucleotides long. RefSeq names its product tetraspanin 19 (gene TSPAN19). Gene Ontology annotation, cellular component: membrane. The record is from RefSeq and is a predicted model, not a curated record. Lineage: Eukaryota; Metazoa; Chordata; Aves; Passeriformes; Maluridae.